This is a messenger RNA of Rotaria sordida, 2385 nucleotides long. The record is from the annotation of a GenBank genome assembly. Lineage: Eukaryota; Metazoa; Rotifera; Eurotatoria; Philodinida; Philodinidae.
AUGGAACAUCUACAACAUAUAGUCGCAACGGUCACAGUGUUUACAGACGUUGAUGAAUCUAUUGAUUUUCUCACUGACAUUGAAAGCGAAAAAGUAUCUAUGAUGGUAUCAGGUGCCCUGGCACAACACAUAAUACCGAUAAUUCAAGAAUGCCCACAGUUAGUCUCAAUUUAUAUUUUCUGUGACAAUCAAUCGAUUCAUCAACAAUGGGCCAAAAUAAUACCUAAAGUAAAAGGUGUAUACACACAAAUUGUAUCGAUUUGUGAAGCAUUAAAAAUCGAUCGUGAAAAUUGUGAUCGAGCUAUGAUCCCGAUCAGUUAUCAUGGCAUUGAUGCGUUAUUUAUGUACACGCAAUUGUUAAAAGAAGCAUUUUUGGAAAUCGAAGAUGAUGAUACAAAAUCAAUUAAGGAACUCGUUGAGUACUGUCGUCUUCAUAGUGAUGCUUCCGAAAAAACACUUAAAAUGAUCGAAGAAGAAUAUCGUGAUCAUGCACCCAUUUGGUGGUACACGGGUCCAUAUUUUAUCUACUCAAUGCUCAAUCAUGGCCUUCGACUAAUGGAUAUUGAUGCUAUACUAAGAAUGGGCUUUUUUAUUCGCCAUCUACAUCAACAUAUUACAGACUUACAUCGUGAACAGCAAAGUAGCAAAGUUGCCAUGCCAUCGAAAUUUCAAGUUUUUCGUGGUCAAGGCUUAUCCGUGGAAGUCUUUGAAAAAAUGAAGAAAACCAAAGGUGGACUUAUGUCGUUUAAUAAUUUUCUGUCGACAAGUCGUAAUCGUGAGAUUUCUUUCGAAACCUAUGCACGAUCGGCAGCGUUCAAUACGAAUUCAGUUGGCAUCCUCUUCGUUAUGAGCAUCGAUACGGCCAUUUGCACAUCAUCAUCGACACCUUUCGUCAACGUCAAAGAUAUUGACUUCUACGAGGAUCAAGAAGAAGAAAUUCUUUUUUCGACACAUACAAUUUUUCGUAUCGAUCGUAUAGAACCUAUUGAAGACAAGCAUACAGAUCGUCUCUGGCAAGUCAAUCUCACCCUCACUGGUAAUCAAGAUGAUGAUUUUACCAAACUUACAGCACAUUUACGCAAAGAACUUGACGUCGCGGGAACAGGGUGGUCUCGACUGGGUUCUAUUCUUAUUAGGUCGGGUGAGCCUGCAAAAGCAGAACAUCUCUAUCAGCUACUCCUUGAGAAGGCAUCUUCUGAUGGAGAUAAAGCACAGUAUAAUGGUGAACUUGGCACGGUGUAUGACAAUAUAGGAGAAUACUUGAAGGCAAUAACAUUUUACGAAAGAGCAAUCGAUAUCUACAAGAAAAUGAGCCCUCCGAAUCAUUCCGACUUGGCUACUUCCUACAACAACAUCGGUAUGGUGUAUUAUAACAUGGGCGAGUACUCGAAAGCACUUUCAUCGUAUGAACGAUCACUUGAAAUCCGAAAAAUAGUUCUCCCUCCGAAUCAUCCCGACUUGGCUGCUUCCUACAACAACAUCGGUAAUGUGUAUAAUAACAUGGGCGAGUACUCGAACGCACUUACAUACUACGAAAAAGACCUGGAGAUCAGUCUGAAAGCUCUCCCUCCGAAUCAUCCCGAUUUGGCUACUUCCUACAACAACAUCGGUGCGGUGUAUUAUAACAUGGGCGAGUACUCGAAAGCACUUUCAUCGUACGAAAGAUCACUUGAAAUAAAAAAAAUAGCUCUCCCUCCGCAUCAUCCCGACUUUGCUCAAUCCUACAUCAACAUCGGUGCGGUGUAUGAUGAAAUGGGCGAGUACUCGAAAGCACUUCCAUCGUACGAACGAUCACUUGAAAUCCGAAAAAUAGCUCUCCCUCCGAAUCAUCCCGACUUGGCUGCUUCCUACAACAACAUCGGUUCGGUGUAUUAUAACAUGGGCGAGUACUCGAAAGCACUUUCAUCGUAUGAACGAUCACUUGAAAUCAAAAAAAUAGCUCUUCCUCCGAAUCAUCCCGACUUGGCUGGUUCCUACAACAACAUCGGUUUGGUGUAUUCUCACAUGGGCGAGUACUCGAAAGCACUUUCAUCGUAUGAACGAUCACUUGAAAUCAAAAAAAUAGCUCUCCCUCCGAAUCAUCCCGACUUGGCUGCUUCCUACAAUAACAUCAGUGCCGUGUAUUAUAACAUGGGCGAGUACUCGAAAGCACUUUCAUCGUAUGAACGAUCACUUGAAAUAAAAAAAAUAGCUCUCCCUCCGAAUCAUCCCGACUUGGCUGGUUCCUACAACAAUAUCGUUGAUUCUCAAAUAAUCGAUGAUAAACACGAAGAUGAAGAAUUAUCUGAUCAUAUUCAUAAGAACUCUUUAUCAAAUGUUAACACUGUAGUUACUAAAGUAACUGGUAUAGAUGAAGCUGAAUUAAAUGAUUUAAUUGAACUAUGA